AAAAGACAACACCAAUCUCCACCUUCACAAUAAUAAUCUUUGGCACAAACACCAACACUAACACAAACACAAACACAUGUAUCUCUAAUCUUCUCCAUACUCCCCACAAUCCUUGUUACAAAAUUGAAAGAAAUUAUUGUUACAUAUGUUAGGGAAGAGAAAAGACCAAUUAUGAUCGGAAAGUUGUCGGAGUUGUUAGUCGCCGGAGGCCGCGCCUCUGCAGUUUUGGACACCAUAGGGAGUCCAAGAAGCCCUUUGGACAUGAACUUGAAGAUGCAAUCAUCAUCACCAAAGGGCUUAAAGAGCUAUGACCUUGGUGGUGUUGGCCUAGCAAUUGUGAUGGCACUUGACAAAUCCAAUUAUAACAAAGAAGGUAGUGAGAUUUUGCCAAAACAUGCCGUUUCUGUUUGUACUACACCAAACAACAUGAACCGGUACCGGUCUAGGCCAAUCCCGGUUCAUAACGAAAAACAACACCAAGAUCAUCAUGAGACUGAUGUUCCAAACUCCGAAGAUUACACAUAUGUGACGUAUCAUAUACCUAAUAACAAGACCAUCACUAAGGUUUACUAUGAUGGCGGUGAAGAAGGUGCGAAUCUAAGACAUGGUUACAGGAUUAACGACAACAACAACAACUACUUUGGCGUUGGUAGAACAACAACAACAACCACCACCACCCCACCAACACAAAAUUUGGUUGUUGAAGGUGAAGCGUCGUUUCCCACAUCGGAUUUUCUCAGUUCAUGUCACCUUUGCAGAAAGAAACUCCAUGGCAAAGACAUAUACAUGUACAGGUAUUGAACAUGAAUCCAAAUCUUUACGUUGUGUUUGGUUUGAAAUACUAAAUAGGCAAUCAAUUUUAUUCUCAGAAUUUUUAUUUUAUUGUUCACUGAAUUUAGUUGAUAAAAUUUUGGGAGGUGGACUAAUUAUUUAUUUAUUUAUUUUGUGAGCAGAGGAGAGAAAGGAUUUUGUAGCCCAGAGUGCCGUUCAAGGCAGAUAAUGAUUGAUGAGAGGAAAGAGCUUUGUAGAUCAGAAGCUUCAAGAUCUGUGGAACUCUCAAGUUCACCAUACACAAGGGACCAAAUGUUUUCAACUGGGAUUAUUGCCCUUUAACCUUAGGACUAUAUAUUUAUGAGAAUUUAAACACCUUGGUUGUAAUAAUAAAUUGUAACCAAAAGGAAAAUUUUGAUCGGAAUAAGAAUAGUUAUAGAGAUUUCUAAUAUAGCCAUACUUUUUUUUUUUUUUGGGACCAGGAUGUAUACAGAGAACUAUGAACUUAAGAUCUCAAUUGCAUAGAUUUGGGUGUCUUCACUUCUUCUCAUCAUGAGUUUUGUCGAAGGCAUGAACAAGUUGAGACUUCAGAGUUUCAUUCUAUCUUUCAA
Molecule: messenger RNA, 1382 nt
Organism: Arachis ipaensis
Lineage: Eukaryota; Viridiplantae; Streptophyta; Magnoliopsida; Fabales; Fabaceae
Source: RefSeq, a predicted model, not a curated record